Momordica charantia (bitter melon) is the source of this 1534-nucleotide messenger RNA. RefSeq names its product serine/threonine protein phosphatase 2A 55 kDa regulatory subunit B prime gamma (gene PUX5). NCBI's taxonomy places the organism in Eukaryota, Viridiplantae, Streptophyta, Magnoliopsida, Cucurbitales, Cucurbitaceae. Gene Ontology annotation, biological process: Golgi organization; membrane fusion; autophagosome assembly. Gene Ontology annotation, molecular function: ubiquitin binding. The record is from RefSeq and is a predicted model, not a curated record. Gene Ontology annotation, cellular component: nucleus; cytosol.
UUAAUUCUCAGAGAAAAGAAUCAAUGUACGUGGGAAUGGAGGCUUGCCGAAGCUCCAAGCCAUCAUCUUCUUCUUCUACUUCACUAUCAGAUCAGACGGAGAUCAGUUCGAGUUGAAGCCACUGAAAUUCUCCCAUGGAAACCGAAGCUCAUGACUCGAAACCUGAUGCAGCAGCAAAUGCUGCUUUCAUCAACUCUUUCAUCGAGAUCACAUCCUCCUCCAAAGAGGAAGCCCUUUUCUUCUUAAGGUUGACAACAGGGCUUCCGGGAGCAGGACACGUCGCAUCCGCACGCUUUCUGACCUAAACCGGCCGGCGGAGGACGGCUCUGAUAGCGACUCUGAUGAGCUACAAGAGUACUAUACUGGUGGUGAGAAGAGUGGAAUGCUUGUCCAGGAUCCUACCAAAGGUAAUUCUGUCGAUGCAAUUUUUGACCAAGCCAGACAAUCAGCAGUAGACGUACCUAUUGAACCAUCUUCAGCUUCCAAAAGCUUUUCUGGAACUGCAAGAUUGCUCUCUGGUGAGACAAUGCCAUCAAUUCCUAGGCACCCUGAGGCUGUCACACACACUGUCACUUUUUGGAGGAAUGGAUUCUCCAUUGAUGAUGGUCCUUUACGGAGGUUGGAUGAUCCUGAAAAUGCACCAUUUUUAGAGAGUAUUAGAAGAUCAGAGUGCCCGGAAGAGCUUGAACCAGCCGAUAGGAGGACUUCUGUCCAUGUUAAUCUUGUCAGAAAGGAGGAAGACUACCCAGAACCGGUGAAGCGCCGCCAUGCUCCAUUCCAAGGUGUUGGGAGAACAUUAGCGAGCGACUCACCAAACCUGGUUGCUCCCGAGCGUACUUCUGCUGCUAUUUCACCUAGUGUUGCUCCGCUCCCAUCAACAGGUUUGGUUGUAGACGAGUCACUGCCAAUAACUUCUCUUCAGCUAAGGCUGGCAGAUGGGACACGAAUGGUGUCGCGUUUCAACCACCACCAUACAAUCAGGGACAUCCGUGGGUUCAUUGAUGCAUCAAGACCUAGUGGUGCAAGAAAUUACCAACUCCAGACGAUGGGGUUCCCUCCCAAACAAUUGGCCGAUCUGGAUCAAACUAUAGAACAAGCUGGAAUAGCCAAUUCUGUUGUGAUUCAGAAAUUCUAGGAGGCUGGCUGGCGGCAAAGGUUAGCAAACGUUGAAACAGAGCAUGUUUUUCCAUCCUACGUCUUAUUUUGGGUUUUGAUAGCUAUGCUAUGCUUUUAAGGAUAAAUUUGCUUAGACAUGUGGCCUCCAGUUUCCAUUUGAAUUGAACUAUUAUGUUAUGAUAGUAAAGUUGUAUUCCCAGGGCCAUAAGAAAAGAACGAUACCACAAAUCAAAUCAUAUCCUAAGGAUUAGGACACGACACGACGCCUGGGUAAGAGAAUGAGAAUGUGAGCUGUAGAAUUCCAAUAGUAUGUGAGGCAUUAUUUAGAUCACGUCAAUCAUUAGUUGUUUAUGGGUCACCAACUAACAAGAAACAAUGGAUGCAAUAAAGAUAAGAGUCAUUAGGUUGGUGUUGUGCA